Messenger RNA from Oncorhynchus kisutch (coho salmon), 1610 nucleotides. RefSeq names its product ATPase H+ transporting V0 subunit cb (gene atp6v0cb). The record is from RefSeq and is a predicted model, not a curated record. The transcript has 3 exons. NCBI's taxonomy places the organism in Eukaryota, Metazoa, Chordata, Actinopteri, Salmoniformes, Salmonidae. Gene Ontology annotation, molecular function: proton-transporting ATPase activity, rotational mechanism. Gene Ontology annotation, biological process: proton transmembrane transport. The coding region runs from base 225 to 686 and encodes 153 amino acids. Gene Ontology annotation, cellular component: proton-transporting V-type ATPase, V0 domain.
AGUCAGGUGAUCUUUUCCACUUCGCCAUUUUGUGCUGCUGCUACGCCGGGUAUUUAUCUGAAGAUUCGUGACUAGUCCAUUUACAUUGCUACUUAGCUAGGUGUUAUUGUACCUUUCCCAGUUUACAGCUAAAGACCGUUGCCUUCGAUAGGUUUAGUACCUAAAACCAUUGGGAAACAUAGUAAUAGCCGUUUUGUAUUAUUUAGUUUACUGUGUGAGAAAGAAUGUCGUCCGAAAGCCCCGAAUACUCUCCGUUCUUCGCAGUGAUGGGUGCCUCUGCGGCUAUGGUUUUCAGCGCCUUAGGAGCAGCCUAUGGGACGGCUAAGAGUGGCACAGGGAUCGCUGCCAUGUCGGUGAUGAGGCCGGAGCUCAUCAUGAAGUCGAUCAUCCCCGUGGUCAUGGCGGGUAUCAUAGCCAUCUACGGCCUGGUAGUAGCGGUGCUCAUUGCCAACAACAUCUCCGAGAAGGUCACCCUCUACAAGAGUUUCCUCCACCUGGGUGCUGGCCUGAGUGUGGGAUUGAGCGGGCUGGCAGCUGGCUUUGCCAUCGGCAUCGUAGGUGACGCGGGCGUGAGGGGCACGGCCCAGCAGCCCCGGCUUUUUGUGGGCAUGAUCCUCAUCUUGAUCUUCGCCGAGGUCCUCGGACUCUACGGUCUCAUUGUGGCCCUCAUCCUGUCCACGAAAUAAACCACCAACUUCUCCACCAAAAUAUGUCCUAUAUGUUGCUGCUGGAGAAAAGAGUAAAACCAGAAAUAAAAUGUAAAGGAAAAAAAAAAAAAGGAAAAUGUAUGACAAAGUUUAAAAAAAGAGACGAACGUGGAAAAUAAUUACAUAAUUAAAAAUGGCUCCGUAAAUAUGGUCUUAUCUCUACAAUGUGUACAGUCCAGAUUUGAUAGUCAAACUUCUUGUAAAUGCGCAAUGUAGUGAUUUUGUCUGUCGUGUGUGUAAAUGUAUGGAGAUUCUUCCUCCCCCCCUGGUUUAACGACAUUCAGGUGCGCCAGGUUUCUUGCUGGUUUCUGCCUCGUCUUAGAUCCUCACCAAAGGGCCCCACUGCAUUUUUAUUCUCCACAUUCAGUUGGGAGUUCACAUGAUUUCUGUGUUGUCUAUGGGGAUCUAUUUGUAAAGAGAAUUGUAUGGACUUAGCUUUGUUUUUUGUUUUUCCACUGGUUUUAUUUAUAAAGAAUUGUUCAAUGAAUCUGUUUUUAAAUGGAGCAAAAAUGUUAAAUUCCCUAGAAGAGAUAUGUAUAUAUAUAUAUAUAUAUACAUAUACAAAUAUCUAUAGAUUUAAUGCACUGUGGGUUAAUUGUGAUAAGUGGUUGGAAUUCCUCUGGAUGUAUUAACGUACUUGGUUUAAAAUUAAGAUUGCCUUUAGUGUGUGACUGGUGGGGUGGGAGUUGUGUAGUUUAAUCAUUACAAACAUUCUUGAAACACUUCAAUGUUUUCCUGUAGUACUGCUGUUUUGAUUGCAUUAAAGGUGUGUGUGUGCCCCGUGUUGGGUCUCACAAGUGUAAUUUCCAAAUCUGUCAUCUCCAGCUUCUUCAUCCACCUCAUCUGUAGGUAGAUGUAUGCAUUCUCACCACAACUCUCCCAUUAAACGUGCAUGGAGCUAUG